AAAUUGAAGAAAAGCGAAUAGAAAAAUAAAGUAAAACAAACGCAAGAGAAAGUGAAGAAACAGAGGAUAGGAAGCAAGAGAACCACACAUAGAAAAUCCAAAUGGCAUCGACGAUGAUUGCGGCGGCAGCAUCUUCCUCCAUGGUGGCCACUGCCAUCAGAACUUCUCGCUGCUCUGCCUUGCCUUGCCUUCCUCCUCGCUCCUCCUCCCGGUCCUUUCCCAUCAAACAUGUCUCACUCUCAGAGUCCCACAGGUUUGCUCCACUCCAGAUCAGAGCCUCUUCUUCAGAAGAAUCCUCUGUCGACGCUAAUGAGGUUUUCACAGACUUGAAGGAAAAGUGGGAUGCAGUUGAAAACAAGUCCACAGUAAUUCUCUAUGGAGGAGGGGCAAUAGUUUUUGUUUGGCUAUCAUCGAUUGUUAUCGGUGCCAUCAAUUCAGUACCUUUGCUUCCCAAAAUCAUGGAGUUGGUGGGGCUUGGAUACACUGGAUGGUUUGUCUAUAGAUAUCUUCUCUUCAAGUCGAGCAGAAAAGAACUAGCCACGGACAUUGAAGUAUUGAAGAAGAAGAUUGCAGGAACUGAAUAGACUUGCUUUGUUGGGCAGUGGAUGUAACUUCUCCCAUAUCAAUUUAUUUCUUUGCUCUGCGUCCCUGCAGUAAGAUCCAUUUUGUAUUCUGUAAUGUAGAAUAGGCCUUGUAAGAGUUCUGUUACUCUGUAUUUCCCGGUUCAUUAUUGUAAUAAGAUUGGCAAUUUCAUGUGUGCUUGAA
Populus trichocarpa (black cottonwood) is the source of this 765-nucleotide messenger RNA. RefSeq names its product protein CURVATURE THYLAKOID 1A, chloroplastic. NCBI's taxonomy places the organism in Eukaryota, Viridiplantae, Streptophyta, Magnoliopsida, Malpighiales, Salicaceae. The transcript has 5 exons. The record is from RefSeq and is a predicted model, not a curated record. Gene Ontology annotation, cellular component: chloroplast thylakoid membrane; thylakoid. The coding region runs from base 102 to 584 and encodes 160 amino acids.